Messenger RNA from Esox lucius (northern pike), 3256 nucleotides. It is a transcript of the gene rx2, whose product is annotated as retinal homeobox gene 2. Gene Ontology annotation, molecular function: RNA polymerase II cis-regulatory region sequence-specific DNA binding; DNA-binding transcription factor activity, RNA polymerase II-specific. The coding region runs from base 440 to 1480 and encodes 346 amino acids. The transcript is spliced from 4 exons. The record is from RefSeq and is a predicted model, not a curated record. Lineage: Eukaryota; Metazoa; Chordata; Actinopteri; Esociformes; Esocidae. Gene Ontology annotation, biological process: positive regulation of transcription by RNA polymerase II.
UUGACUAUCUGCACAGCAAAACAGACAGAGGCUUUAAGCAGAGGGAGGAAACUGACGAGAUUUUCAAUACGCAUUACUUUGCUCACUUAUAUACUUGCAGACUUUCCAGGACUUAAGCAGGGCGGUUGGGAUGAGCGAGUACACAGUUAACAGAACUCCCACCCACUGUCAUUUGCAACCUGUCAGAUAGAGGAGCCACCACUCAUGGACCAGCACUGGAAGGGGAUGUGUGUAGUUUCAUGAAGACACUUGAAUAAAGACUUACAACAUAUUUCAAAGACAGGAUCAACUCCCAAUGGAGGCAGCCUCCAUUUGCCCUCUAAUUCAAGCCUUCUUGUGACAUAAUCUGUGUAAGGAGAAGUGACCUCCUGUACCGCUGUUUGUCUCCAGCAAUUUCCUUGGGUAUCCCCACAGACACAAGACUUGACAGCUCUUCCGGAUGCAUUUGUCAAUGGAUACCUUGGGAAUGGUAGAGGACGGCUGCCUGUCCCCAGAGCACUACCAUGACCUAGUAAAGGGAGGAGGGUCUGGUGGAGGAGGCAGAGUCCACAGCAUCGAUGUGAUCCUGGGGUUCAGUAAGGACCAGGACCCCCUGCUAACCCCUGUGGGUGACCAGGGUGCCCAUAAAGUGGACUCAGAGGGCCUGGAGGGCCAGGGGAAACAGGUCCGGUCAGACACCUAUGGACACCUAGCUGGCCUAGGAGACAACACACAACACCCUGCCUUCCAUGAGUCAGGCCUUUUCCCUGGGGAGAAGUGUGAUGGGGACCUGUCUGACCUCCAGAAAGGGGUGGACAGUGACAGGGGGAAUUCCCCAGAACCCCAAGAGGACGACCACCCCAAGAAGAAGCACCGCCGGAACCGCACCACUUUCACCACUUACCAGCUCCAUGAGCUGGAGAGGGCCUUUGAGAAGUCCCACUACCCUGACGUGUACAGCCGGGAGGAGCUGGCCAUGAAGGUCAACCUCCCAGAGGUCCGUGUCCAGGUAUGGUUCCAGAACCGUCGGGCUAAGUGGCGACGUCAGGAGAAGGUGGACUCUAGCUCCAUGAAGCUCCACGACUCCCCCAUGCUGUCCUUCAACCGCCCGCCUAUGCCUUCCAAUGUGGGACCCAUGUCCAACCCUCUUCCCCUGGACCCUUGGCUGGCCUCCCCCAUGUCCAGCACCACCCCAAUGCACACUCUCCCAGGCUACAUGGGCCCGGGGCAGGGCCCUCACCUCCAGCCUGCGUACCCCAGCCACUCACACAGCCACGGCUUCCUCAACAGCGCCCCAGUACAUGGCAUGGUGCACCAGGGGAUGGUUCAGGGAAUGCAGAGCAUGCAGUCAAUGGCCCCGCCUCCCUACCAGUGUCCUCCCAGCUUCAACGACAAGUACCCGAUGCACGAGGAGGUAGAACGGAGCUCCAGCAUUGCAGCGCUGAGGAUGAAGGCUAAGGAGCACAUCCAGUCCAUGGAUAAAACCUGGCAGCACAUGUAACUGGAAGGACCGGUUCAGUUUCAGCGAGUGAUCCCUAGACAAAGACGUUGAUGUGUUAUGGGUGAUGACAAUUUGUAAAAAAAAAAAAAAAGUUAUCUUUCUUGAUUUAAAAUGUUGCUGGAGAUGAUACUGUUUGGCGCCCUUGAGUGACUGGUAAAGAUUCUGAGCUUGUUGACUGACUGGUAAAGACAGAAUUGAGUGACAAGCCUCAAUAUCUAUUUAUAUUCCGGAUGCUCGUCCUGUCAUAGUCUGCCAAAAUGUCGCUAGUUAGUAUCCAAUCAGUGCAAAGGAACCGGAGAGACAUUUAACACUGUUGAUUUCCAUAUUAGGGUUUUUUCUUGACCAUGUGGCCAGUCUAGGAACAACUCCUGAUGAGACAACAUGAGGCCACCUGGAAGGCAGGCCCCUAUGUCUUGUGUUAUCAGUCAGCCUGCUAGUUCAUGCAGACCAACAUACCUCUUUAAUUUUUCUGUUCAUGUAUUCACCACCCGGGUUGGGGUCAAUACCAAAUUAAAAUAAUGUCUCUAUGUUAAAUAUCUCUUAGAGAAGCGUUAAGGAAAACCGGAAUAGAGAUUCCACUUCCUGCAUUGAUGAUAAAAUCCAACGCUGUACACAUUCACACUAAGGCAGCCAGUCACUGUAAACUCUUCCAAUUCAUCCCUCUUAGGAUGUGUUCAUUCUUGAUGUAUGUGUGGCACAAUAUGUAUGACAGGGGAGUGGACUAAGUGUUAGGGAGAAAAACGAUAUUCGCUCCUGCUCUGUGAUGGUCUGUUUUUCACUGCGACAGCAGGAGUUUCUGUAGAGCCCAAGACAGUUCAAAAGAGGGCUCCUCCUAUGUGUUAUAGCUGUUUGGACAACAUUCUGGAGUUACAUUAUAUGUGUGUGUGUGUGUGUGUGUGUGUGUGUGUGUUGUCGCAGAAGGACAGGCAGCCUGCCUGAUGUAACACUUCAGUGGCUCGACAUUCAUUGUUUAGGGCUAUUGAUCUCUGGUCUUUGUCUGAGGCUUCUAGAACCAAACGGUCAGAGAGGUUCAGAGCCUUGAAUUACCAAUGGGCAAAACAUCUACAAGGUUCAAGUCAAUUAAAACGGGAAGACAGGAAGUGAUUUGACUUUAAAAUGCAAAACUAUGAAAAACACUUGAUAAAAUAGCUUUAACUUUUCAGUUAAUGGGGAGUCUGUGAAAACAUGAAUCUGUGCAAGUAUUUUCUGUUAAUGGAUAGCUGUUCCAGUUUACUUCCAGAACUGACUGCCUUCUGUUUGAAUUGACAGCAAGCCUGCGACAGAAAUCCUGAUGAAAGCAGAUUGCAGUUGAAACAUUGGUUAACUAUUAUUUAAUGUAUUGGUUUGGAAGUACAGCGUGGAUGGAAUCUUGACAUGGAAACAGAAACACGAUUGACAUCCUUUCAUUAUAUAUUGGAGUGAUGGGAAGAAAACAAACCUUGGACAUCCAUUGGAUACUUCUUGAUAUUUCACAAAAAAGUGCAUUUUCUUUUUGUGGACAAAAAGCCAAAGAACAGAAAAAACUAUUCUGUGAUUGUGUGUUUUAUUUUAAUCUGGAAACGAAAACGGAAAUCAAUUAAACCUAAUUACUAAAAACCAGUGUCUAAUCCACAAACGUGUCCCCUUUUGACCAUUUGUGAUGCAGUUUCACCUCUGUUAUACCUUCUAUUCAUUUAUUGAAAUUUCUACAUAAUUUUUGGUGUCUUUAGAUUUUAGGCUCUAGGUUUAAUGUCCCAUGUUCUUUGUAAUAAAGAUAUGCUUAAAACACUUGGAAAA